CAUGUGGUUUUACAUGAGUUUUGGUGGCACUUUGCGGCUCAUUUUCAUUUUACUAUUAUUAUUAAUUGCUUAAUUACUUGGAAAUUUAAAAUCACUUUCAAUAAUGAUCUGUUUAGUGAAGAAAAAGGAAUAAGUGAAAUCGAACAAAUUUGACGUUUCUAAUAGUUUAGAGUGUUUCUUUUUUAACAAAAAAAAAAAUGACGUGUAAUUUGUGGAUAUUCAUAGUUGUUGCAAUUUUAUUGUGUGCUCGUGUAGAAGCUAAUUCACAAUUAGGUACAAAUAAUUGCAUCAGUAGACAAACAUGUCACGAAUGCAUUCAAACGGAACUUUGUGCUUGGUGUAUGCAACCUGAUUUAACUGAACGUCGUUGUUUCUAUGCACCCGGUACAGAUGCAUCGAAAUUUUGUGAAGAAAAAUAUGUCUUCUAUCCGUCAAAUGUUUUUAGUAUUGUGCAAAAUCGUAAUUUAAGUUCGGAAACUCAAUCAGAAUCGAGUGGAUUGCAAUCGACGAGAUUUAAUGCGAAUGAUGGAAAACAAGAGGCGGUUCAAAUCGCUCCACAGGAGGUUAAUGUGAAAGUGAGAAUAAAUCAAGCCCAGAGAAUUAGAUUUUCAUUUUCUCAAGCUGAGGAUUAUCCAGUUGAUCUUUAUUAUCUUAUGGAUUUAAGUAAAUCUAUGGAAGAUGACAAGAAAAAAUUGUCCGAUCUGGGAGAUUUGCUGGUUAAGGAAAUGAGCAGUCUCACUAGUAAAUUUCGACUUGGUUUUGGAAGUUUUGUCGACAAAGUUGUAAUGCCUUACGUGAGUGUAGUGCCACAAAUGCUUUUACAACCAUGUAAAGCAUGUGCUGCUCCGUAUGGUUAUAAACACAUUAUGCGACUCUCACAGGAUACGAGUCUUUUUGCAGACUUGGUGAGAAAUGCUUCAGUAUCGGGAAAUUUAGACGCCCCCGAAGGAGGAUUCGAUGCAAUAAUGCAAGCGAUUGUUUGUAAAGAUGAGAUUGGAUGGCGCGAUAAAGCACGUCGUUUAUUGGUAUUUUCAACGGAUGCCAGUUUCCAUUAUGCUGGCGAUGGUAAACUCGGUGGUAUCGUUAAGCCUAAUGACGGUGUGUGUCAUUUAGAUUCCUCCGGUCUCUAUACGCAUUCAUCACUACAAGAUUAUCCCAGUAUCUCGCAAAUCAAUCAGAAGGUCAAGCAAAAUGCAAUAAAUAUUAUCUGGGCAAUUACUCAAGGUGAAAUGUCAAUUUAUUCGAGACUCUGCUCACACAUUGAAGGUUCAUCAGCCGGUGAAUUAUCGAACGAUUCAAGUAAUAUCGUCGAAUUAAUUAAAAAUCAAUACAAUCAAAUACGAAGUACAGUUGAAAUUAGAGAUACAGUGAGUAGUGAUGCUGUGAAAAUUAAAUAUUUAUCGCAAUGUUUAAAUGGUAAUAAGAAUAUUCAACCAAUUGAAACAACUAAAUGUGAUAAAUUAAAGAAAGGCGAUAAAGUGGAAUUUAUCGCUGAUAUUACUGUCACUCAUUGUCCGGCAAAUCGAUCUGAGUGGAAUCAAACAUUCACCAUCUAUCCGGUGGGCAUUAAUGAAGCUUUAAGAAUUAAUUUAGAAAUGAUUUGCGAAUGUGAUUGUGAACGUCCUGAGGAUUCUUCUUACAAAGAAAAUUCAUCGAAAUGCAAUAAUAAUGGAACGUACAAGUGUGGGGUUUGUGACUGUAAUCCAGGAAGUUUUGGCAAAAAAUGCGAAUGCAAUAAUACAGCGAAUGAUCAUUAUAAAAAUUUCCAAAAUUGCCGACGUGAUAAUACAUCAUUGGUGGAUUGUUCAGGUAGAGGAGAAUGCACUUGUGGCGUUUGUGAAUGUUAUCCACCGAGUGGUGAAAAUUUGAAAAUAUGGGGCGAUUAUUGUGAAUGUGAUAAUUUCUCAUGCGAUCGUCGUGAUAAUAAAUAUUGCUCCGGCAAUGGUGAAUGCGGUUGCGAUGGAUUUUGUAAAUGUAAAUCUGGAUGGAUCGGCAAAGCAUGUGAAUGUAAAUCAUCAAAUGACACAUGCAUACAGCCAGGAACAAAUUUGGAAUGUUCAGGAAAAGGAAAUUGCGUUUGUGGACAGUGCGAGUGUCUUAUUGAAAAUGGCGUUCGAUAUUCGGGUUCGUAUUGUCAGAAAUGUGCGACAUGCAAGGAUCGUUGCGAGGAAUUAACGCCAUGCGUUAUGUGUCAAUUGGAAAAUAUUGGGAAUGACACAAUCAAGGAAUGUCCAACAAAUUGUACAGAAAUUCCAAUAGAAUACGUGGAGGCAAUCGAUAAAACACUAGUAAUGGAGGACGAAAUUGUUUGCAAAUAUAAAGGCGAAGACGAUUGCAAUUAUCUUUUUAUGUAUUAUUAUAACGAUACAAAACUCGUAAUUGAAGCACAAAAACAAAAGGAAUGCCCGCCAAAAAUUUAUUUACUGGGAAUUGUCAUGGCAGUUAUUGCUGGAAUUGUAAUGAUGGGUCUCACUAUUCUGUUCAUUUGGAAAUUAUUAACAACCAUUCACGAUAGACGCGAAUUCGCCAAAUUCGAGAAGGAGAGAAUGAUGGCCAAAUGGGACACGGGCGAAAAUCCAAUCUACAAGCAAGCUACCUCAACAUUCAAAAAUCCCACUUACGCCGGAAAAUCUUAAAGACGCCUACACGAGAAAAGUAGAGCCUAACUUUACAAGAAUGUUCUUUUGGAUGAUUUUCAUUUUCUAUGGAGAAAUGAAAAUUGAAUUUUAUUCAGUAUUUGACUUCUAAACGCUGAAGAUGAAAAGGUAUACUAAUUUUUUUUUGUUUUAAAUAAUUUAUUUAAUAAUAAUUUGGCAAACGAAAUUUACUAAAAAUAGAGAGAGAGAGGAACAAUGCAAGGUUUAUUGAUUGGAAAAAAUGUGCAACGCAAAGCAAUUGCGUUAUAUGAGACUGAAUCAUUCCAAAGGAUUAAUGCACAAUGAUAUGAAUAUCGUGUCAUUCAAUUUUUUGUCAUUGCCAUUAAUAUGUGUGCCAAAUUUAUGGUUUCACUAUUAUUUUACUUGAUUGACAAACAAAAAAAAAAUUGAGACUUGAAUGACAAUAUAAAAAAACUGUUAAUUGUGUAAAUUUGCAGAAAAGAUUUUCGUAAACAGGAUUUUAGAAUUUUUUUAGUUAAAAGUAUCUUUUCUUUAAUUGAAACUAAAAAAUUUUUUUUAACUAAAAAAAGUAAUUUACGAUAAAUGCAUUUUUUUUUAGAUAAGUGUUGUAUCGUGCAAUUUGCGAUUUUAGAGGCAUCUAAUGAUUUUCUAGUAUAUAUUUAUUAAUUAUUAUUAAUUAAAUAAUUAUUAAUUAUUAAUUAUUAAUUAAUACUGCCAUAAUUUUGUAGAAUUUUCAAAUGUCUUCAUUUAGCAUGUUAGAACUUUUUUUCUUUGCUUUUUAGACUCAAAUAAGACGAUCUAAUACGUACGUAGAAUUAAAGUGCUAAAAACGUUAACACUACUAAUUAGUUUUAUUUAGAAUUUUAUUUAAAUAGAGAGAUAUAUAUUAGUAGCAAAUUAGAGUGAAAAAAUGAAACUUAUUAAAGAAAAAGUGCCUUCAAUAUUACUGGAAUUAGGUUUUUUGCCAUAGCAAUAAUUUCUUUUUAUAUUCGUAUUUAGCAAAGAAGAAAAUUUUUUUUAUAUAAAUAUAUAUAGGCACUAUAUCAAUUCUCUUGUCUUCUAUUAUUAAUGCCAAAUUUAUAUUAGAACAAAAUCUUCCAAAAAAAGUCAUAAUCUUGCGAGAAUUUUUAUCUAUACUUGUUAUAAGAGAAAAGAAAAAUUUACAAAAUAGAAAAACUAAGUCACAGUUUCCAAUUUUUUAAGAUGACAAAAAAAAAGUCUAUAAUUAUCUCUAGCGAAUAUUUGAAAACAUUUGUAUUGUAUGAAUAAUAGACAAAAAAACAUAGCUAUAUUUAUACACUAAUAUUCUAAAAAUGUUUACAAACAAAAAAUCGAUUUAUAUUGGUGCGUAUAAAGCACAAAGUACUUACACAAUCUAACAACAUAUUUUAGUACCUAAACAUUUUCGAAUAAAUAAUUGUUUUAUUUAUACUGAAAAUGUUUCACGAAAUCUUACAUUCGAGUGGCGUGUAAUUUUGAAAUUUAAUUAAUGCAGGAUAUUAAUUUAUAAAAA
Leptopilina heterotoma is the source of this 4131-nucleotide messenger RNA. RefSeq names its product integrin beta-PS-like. The record is from RefSeq and is a predicted model, not a curated record. The transcript has 10 exons. The coding region runs from base 198 to 2636 and encodes 812 amino acids. Gene Ontology annotation, cellular component: focal adhesion; cell surface; integrin complex. Gene Ontology annotation, biological process: cell adhesion mediated by integrin; cell-matrix adhesion; cell migration. Lineage: Eukaryota; Metazoa; Arthropoda; Insecta; Hymenoptera; Figitidae. Gene Ontology annotation, molecular function: integrin binding.